Molecule: messenger RNA, 3088 nt
Organism: Pungitius pungitius (ninespine stickleback)
Lineage: Eukaryota; Metazoa; Chordata; Actinopteri; Perciformes; Gasterosteidae
Gene: mysm1
Product: Myb-like, SWIRM and MPN domains 1
Exons: 19
Coding region: 74-2578 (834 amino acids)
Molecular function (GO): metallopeptidase activity; protein binding
Source: RefSeq, a predicted model, not a curated record
CCAGGUGUCACUGUGCGCGCAGCGCUGCUUCCUUCCGGUUCUCACUUCCGGUGUCUGUCCGUUGUUUACGUUCAUGAGAAACAUGGAGGACGAGGUGGACGUUGACAUCGAGGGAGACGAGUUUGAGAACAAUAUCCGAGACCCGGAAGUAGGAGUUCUGGCCCCGGAGCGGUUCAUCCGGUCCGAGUGGACGAGCAGCGCGGCGAUACUGCCAUGGCAACUGGACAGCUCCAUCAGCUCGGAGGACAGGGAGGCGAUCAAGACGAUGCUGCUGGAGGAACAGUAUUACCUCACAGGGGGGGGGACCCCCGACCACCUCUGGGAAAGUGAAGCAGACAACUGUCCCAAAGGGACAAAAUCUCCGACCAAGGCGCCGUCCUCCGGCUCCUCCACCCGAUGGUCCCCCCAGGAGAAGGACUUGUUUGAGGAGGGGCUGGCUCAGUUCGGGCGGCGGUGGACUAAGAUUUCCAAACUGGUGGGGAGCCGCUCCGCCUUCCAGGUGAAGAGCUACGCCCGACAGUUCUUCAAACGCCAGACUCCAUCAGAGCCCAGAGGAGCAGCCCCCCCCGCAGGCGGUGUGCUGCAACUACACCCUCAGUCCACCUCCGCUCAGGCGUCCGCUCCGUCCAACGCCGUCCGCAUCGAGACGCUCUCCGACGAGGAGGACGAGGAGGUGGACAUCACCGACGACCCGAGCGAGGAGGGGGGCGUGAAGGCCGGGCUGCGGGAGCCGGUGGGGGGGGCGACGCCUGCCGACGCCCCGGAGGAGCCGGGUGCGACCGAGGCAAAGCACCGUCACACCUCGCUGCCUCCGCCCUCGUCCCCCCCCCCUCCCACGGAAACUGGGCCGGAGGACGAAGAGCCCCCCCCCCCCAGAAAAGCAGAGACCACAGCUCAGAGAGACUCGGAGGAGACGGCCCAUGAGGACACACGUGAGACUCUGCUUCCACGACCCCUUCCAGCAGAAGCUCUUCUGAACUCUCAUGGUCCACUUUGCUCCACAGCUGAGGAGACCGAGCAGAGUGCAGCUGAUGGAGCAGAGGAGGAGGAGGACCAGGAGGAGGAGGAGGAGGAGGAGGAGGAGGAGGAACUACUCAAAGUGCCUGAGAAGGAAAUGGAGAUGGACAUGGAGACCAUUGCUGAAGAGGAGAAACAAGCUAUCCCAGAGUUCUUUGAGGGACGACCAUCCAAGACCCCUGAGAGAUACCUUAAGAUCCGGAACUACAUCCUGGAUCAGUGGUUGAGGAUCAAGCCCAGGUACCUGAACAAGACCUCCGUCCGCCCGGGGCUGAAGAACUGCGGCGACGUGAACUGCAUCGGGAGGAUCCACACCUACCUGGAGCUGGUCGGGGCCAUCAACUUCCACUGCGAGCAAGCCGUCUACAACCGGCCCGGCCCGGUGGACCGGUCCAAGCACAGGGAGGGCAGGGACGUGAUGGAGGCCUACCAGCUGGCCCAGAGACUGCAGAGCAUGCGGACCAGGAAGCGCCGCGUUCGGGACACCUGGGGGAACUGGUGCGACUCCAGAGACCUGGAGGGACAGACGUACGAGCAUCUGAGUGCUGAGGAACUCGCCCUGCGGAGAGAAGAGCGGAAGAGGAACCCGAAACCCUGCAAGAUGUCCCGGCUCAGAGGGUCCUUUGACCCCUUCCAGCUGAUCCCCUGCAGGUGCUUUGGGGAGGACGUGCAGGAACCCUUCCAGGUCAUCGUGUGUGCAGAGACUCUUCUCAUCAUGGACAUGCACGCCCACGUGUCCCGCUGUGAGGUCAUCGGCCUGCUGGGUGGAGCCUAUGAUGAAGAGAAGAGAGUGCUGAAGAUCCGUGCAGCCGAGCCCUGUAACAGUGUGAGUACGGGUCUGCAGUGUGAGAUGGACCCGGUGUCCCAGACGCAGGCCCAUGACCUGCUGUCCUCUCUGGGCCUCUGCGUGGUCGGCUGGUACCACUCACACCCGUCCUUCCACCCCAACCCGUCGGUCCGGGACAUCAACACGCAGGACCAGUUCCAGAGCUACUUCUCUCGAGGCGGAGCUCCGUUCAUCGGGAUGAUCGUGAGCCCCUACGACCCGGCUAGCCCCUCCCCCCACUCCCAGACCACCUGUCUGCAGGUGAGGGGGAGCCAGGAGCCUUCAGGCCCCCAGAAGCUGCCCUACAGAUUUGACUUCCUGUCCUCCCAGGACAUCCCCGACUGGGAGCAGACCCUGAGGCGAGCUCGCUGGAUCAUCCAUCGGUACCAUCAGGCCGCCGGGAGGGUCCAGAUGGACGGAUUGUUCCGGAGGGACUCGCACCUCACCUGUCUGGAGAAGAUGCUGUCGUCCCUGGCCCGGUACCUGGAGCCCCUGCCGGACGAGGAGGGCGACUCCUUCCUCACCGAGAUCCAGGCGAGCUUCCAGGCCCACUUCAUGGCGCCGCAGGACGCCAUCGGACCGGCCCACUCCGAGGAGUUCUCCUUUGAUGGGCUGGUGGGGGAGGAGGGAGGAGAGGGGGGGGGAGACGGCUCCGGUCCAGACUCUUCAGACGCGAGCAGCGCAGUCUUACAUCUGGGCUCCGUGUUGUCGACUGAAUACGACUAUUUACUGUGAAGGGACCAGGACGAGGUGUCAGUGUUACAUUUCAUUCUUUUGUUGCUUUAAUCACAAACAAGAAAGAGCGUUUUGUUAUUGGAGGGAAAAUUAUUUUUCCUUCUCAGUUAAACAGGAUAAUGAAAUAGAUUUAUAUAUUUUGUUAUGUUUGUGUAUUGAUUUGGUCUUAUUUUGGUUCCAAUGCUUUCAAAUACUGUUUUUUACCAAAAUAUCUACAAAUAAAGUCAGACCUUGCUUAGCAAUGCAUUUAUUUUUGUUUAAUUGCCCACCUGUAUAAUAUUCAUAUUCAAUGUGUUUUAUAAGCUCCUGUAUAAUAUGUUUAUGAUAAUAAAGUUGUAGGUAAAACACUCAAAACCAAAACAACAAGCAUGUCCCCUUGAAACUUGUUUUAAAAAUGCCAUUUUUAUCCCAAAUCCAUGAAUCAUGUUCUUAAAGGAAAUGAGCAGCAGUGAAAUGAGUAACAGUAUUUUAAUGAUGAUGAUUCUGCACCCGGAACCUUCGUCGCGGAGU